This is a messenger RNA of Trichosurus vulpecula (common brushtail), 3562 nucleotides long. It is a transcript of the gene SLC4A11, whose product is annotated as solute carrier family 4 member 11. The record is from RefSeq and is a predicted model, not a curated record. The transcript is spliced from 20 exons. Gene Ontology annotation, molecular function: solute:inorganic anion antiporter activity. Lineage: Eukaryota; Metazoa; Chordata; Mammalia; Diprotodontia; Phalangeridae. Gene Ontology annotation, cellular component: plasma membrane; basolateral plasma membrane. Bases 107 to 2620 code for a protein of 837 amino acids. Gene Ontology annotation, biological process: monoatomic anion transport; monoatomic ion homeostasis; transmembrane transport.
CCCCGGCCCCAGGCCGCCCCAGCGAUGGGCUGACCCGGCAAGCAGGGGCCCAUGACAGCCAGGGGGGGUGUUUCACCUCCGGCCGUGCGAGACCCCACCUGCAGCUAUGGCUCGGAAUGGAUACUUCUUUGAAGAAACUGGCUAUUUCAAGUGUGACACAGAGGAUGGCGUCGAGGGAACGGAGGAAGAACUCUUUGACACGGUCAAUUCUUCCAUCGUUUCUGGAGACAGCAUCCAGUUUUUUGUCAACUUCAACCUGGACAUGCUGGCUAACUUGAGCGAGGGCGAUAGAUCAGGCUGCGUGCUCCUGCACACCUCCAGAAAGUACCUGAAGUUAAAGAACUUUGAGGAGGAGAUCAGAGCCCACCGUGACCUGGACAGCUUCCUGGCCCGGGCCAGCAUCAUCCUGAAUGAAACAGCAACAACACUGGACGAUGUGCUGUGUGAGAUGCUUCGGCAUUUUUGCCAGGACCCAAACAACGCUGAACCGGGCUUCAACUUCGAGCGGAUCAUGGCAACUCUCUUCACUGAUGCAGGGACUCCUCGAGAGGGAACUGUUCACCUCCUCUCUGAUGUAAUCCAAGGAGUCACAGCCACUGUUACUGGGAUUCAGUACCAGCAGUCCUGGCUUUGCAUCAUCUGUAACAUCAAGUUGCUGCAGCGGCGUCACGUGUGCAUCAGCCGCUUGGAGCGGCCCCAGAACUGGGGUGAAAAUUCUUGUGAGGUGCGGUUUGUGAUCCUGGUGAUGGCGCCCCCCAAGUCGAAAAGCACGAAGACGGCCACGGAAGUGGCACGGACGUUUGCGACCAUGUUCUCGGACAUCACCUUUCGCCUCCGGCUAUUGGAGACACGCACCACUGAGGAAUUCAAGGAAGCCCUGGUGCAGCAGAGACACCUGCUCACUGUUAUCAAGCCACGAUCCUCAGUGGUCGUGGAAGAUGAAAUCUACACCCCGGCACGGCCUCGGCAGCAUGUAACCAAAACACUGCAGUGUCAAAACUUCCUACAAUUGGGGAAGGGAAUCAUGGAUGACAUCGCCAGGCGUUUUCCUGUGUACGCUCUGGACUUCACAGAUGGCAUCAUUGGAAACAACAAGUCUUUGGGGAAGUACCUCACCACCACCAUCUUUCUCUACUUUGCCUGCCUCCUGCCAACCAUCGCCUUUGGUUCCCUCAAUGAUGAGAACACAAGGGGAGUCAUUGAUGUGAAGAAAACAAUCGCUGGCCAGAGCAUUGGCGGCCUCCUGUAUGCACUGUUUGCAGGACAGCCCUUGGUGGUAUUGCUCACCACCGCACCAUUGGCCCUCUACAUACAUGUGAUCCGUGGCAUUUGUGACGACUACCACCUGGACUUCAAUGCCUUCUAUGCCUGGACUGGGUUGUGGAACAGUUUCUUCCUGGCUCUCUACGCCAUCUUCAACUUGAGUCUUCUCAUGAAGGUUUUCAAGAGAUCAACAGAGGAAAUCAUCGCACUCUUCAUCUCCAUCACCUUUGUGCUGGAUGCUGUCAAGGGCAUGGUCAAAAUCUUCCAGAAGUACUAUUUCGGUAUGCACUCAAGUGCCCAUGGGAAUACGAACCACUCCCCAACACACUUGGGCCUCAACGCCAGCUUCCUGAUCAACUCAUCCAACCCCAUAGACAGUGAGGAUGAGCACCCUGGGCGAGAAACAGCUAUCUUGAGCCUCAUGCUCAUGUUGGGCACCGUUUGGCUGGGUCACACUCUCUACCAGUUCAAGAAGAGCCCAUACCUCCACGGCCGAGUGCGGGAGGCGCUGUCAGACUGUGCACUGCCCAUUUCUGUGCUCACCUUCUCCAUCAUUGGCUCCGUUGUCUUCCAUGAAAUUAAGAUGUCUAAGUUCAACUAUAACCCCAGUGAGAGCCUGUUUGAGCUGGCAAAAAUACAGUCUCUGUCCAUGGGAGCUGUGGGCAGCGCCAUGGGACUAGGCUUCCUCCUCUCCAUGCUCUUCUUCAUUGAACAGAACCUGGUUGCUGCCUUGGCCAACGCCCCAGAGAACAGGCUCGUGAAGGGCACAGCCUACCACUGGGACCUGCUGCUGAUCGCCAUGAUCAAUAUGGGGCUCUCUCUGUUUGGCCUGCCCUGGCUCCAUGCGGCCUACCCCCACUCUCCGCUGCACGUGCGGGCGCUCGCCAUUGUGGAGGAGCGAGUGGAGUAUGGGCACAUCCAUGAGACGAUUGUAAGCGUGAAGGAGACACGCCUGACCACCCUGGGGGCCAGCAUCCUGGUGGGGCUGUCACUGCUGCUGCUGCCCUUCCCACUGCAGUCCAUCCCCAAGGCCGUCCUCUACGGGCUGUUCCUCUACAUCGCACUCACAUCCCUCGACAACAGCCAGCUCUGCGAGCGGAUCGCCCUUCUACUCAAGGAGCAGACGGCAUAUCCCCCCACCCACUACAUUCGCCGGGUGCCACAGAGGAAGAUCCACUACUUCACAGGCCUGCAAGUCCUCCAGCUGCUGCUGCUCUGUGCCUUCGGCAUGUCGUCCCUGCCCUACAUGAAGAUGAUCUUCCCCCUCAUCAUGAUUGCCAUGAUCCCCAUUCGGUACAUACUGCUGCCCCGAAUCAUUGAAGCCAAAUAUUUAGAUGCCAUGGAUGCGGAGCACUGAGGAAGCCCUGACCCAAGUCUCCAGCCUCUGACCUUAGGCUUCCUGCUGCCCCUUGCUCAGGCAGAGCUGUGCUGCUUUGCUUCUCUGCCCUCCCUCCCAACACUGAGCAAGCCCCCAGAGUCUCUACCUCUGUCUGGUUCCUUUUCCACAGCUUUGAUUUUUCUCUUUUUAUGUCCCUCCCAGAGUGCUUUGCUCUCUGGUGGUUCCCCGAAGCCAGGUUGCUCUGGGGGUUGGUUGGGAGGGGAAUGGCCUUCCUCUGCUUCUGCUCCACCCCACCCCCAUUCAGGAAGUAAGGCAUCUGCCUCUGGGCAGAUCAUGGCGCAGAAAGGCCAAAAAUGGCAGAGACCAGUGACACCAAUGGGCCCAGUGGUCAGAGCAGGCACGUCCAUGGCUCUAGCAUCGACAUCUAAGAGUCAUAUGGCAUGUGUUGUAUGAACACAUGCACGUGAGUGGUUUUGCCUUUGACAAUCAGUUACACAGUGACCUCCCAUCAUUUGGGCUUCAGCCACAUGUGCACAUCUGACUUUCCCUUGGGUUCCUGGAUGACUAUCCCUCAGUCCUGCGGAUCCAGAACCGAGGAGACUCCCCAAAUCCUACCCUCACCCCUGGGCAAGGAGAGGGAGAUUCUGGCCAGUGGCAUUUCAUGGCAGCACAUAGGCUGGUAGGCUGUGCAUAUGUGUGCGUGCACGCACACGCACACACCCUGGUCUAACGCACCAGGACGAUGGAGGAUAAGGAGCAGGGGUCAGGGCCCAAGAACUAGGGUCUCCUAUUGCCGGACCAGGGGUCAGGAGCCCAGGGCUGGGGUGGGGGAUUCAGCUGAGCAGUGUGGAUUUUCUUUUGAUAAAAGAGUCACUGCUUGGAAGAGAAAUCAUUUCCUUGAUUGUGUAAGGAACUCGCCGUGAACGUUGCAGAGAAUAAAGCUUCUGUUUCUACACUUCU